CAACGUGAGCCCAGCCGGAUGUAAACGUAUCCAGUAUAAGUUUCAGAUUUGGUUACGUCUGGCCAGAAGCCCAACGCAACGAGACGAGAAAAAAAAAAAAAAAUGGUGCACAAAUUACUCGGCAGCAAGUUGGGAACAUUUUAAGCGCUGAAGUUGCUUUGCCCCUCGGCAGCCCGAAUGAAUGGAAACACUGGUUCUCUUCAGAUGGAUGAAGGGUCACGGCGAAAGUGUCCAACUUGAACCACCUCUCCGCCCCAUCUCCGCUUUCUUGACGUCUGCAAAUCGGAGAGGACUGGUGGGCGUGAGCUUUACGACGUCUCUGCGCGAGGGCGCAUGCGAACUGAGGCCCAAACGGGGAAAGCCUCACAGAUCUAAGCCAGCUGCUUUGAUAAAACCACCGUACAGGAAGCAAGCGAGAAAAAAGGGGGGACAGGCUAGGGAGGAUACCAUCCACCCCCAAACCAGCAAAUCUUUAAAUAGAAGGCCGGCAUGUGAAGACUGCAGAUGUGACGAUAUUUUCCAGCCCGCUGCGGAGUCCUUCUGCAAGUGAAUCUCACAAGUCAAAAGGGCACUCGUGGCCCUUGCAACCGGGCCAAUCAAGCACAGGCGCCGACCCCUCCGAGGUCUUUGCAAACCGGUUGCUGCGAAGGCGGAGGAGGGAAGUCAGUGGGAGGCCACCGUGGGGGCUCCUCCAGAAGGACUUGAAACAGUCGCCGACCGGGGAGAGGAGGAGGAGGAGGAGGAGAUGGCCACCGGAGAGAUCACCACGCUUCCAUCCACGCACGAAGACGGCGGCGGCGGCUUCCCACCCGGAACCUUCAAGGAGCCCAAAAGGCUGUACUGUAAAAACGGGGGCUUCUUCUUGCGGAUCAAGUCGGACGGGGGAGUGGACGGAAUCCGGGAGAAGAGCGAUCCUCACAUAACACUUCAGCUGCAGGCCACCUCCGUCGGCGAGGUGGUCAUCAAGGGGGUCUGCGCCAACCGCUAUCUGGCCAUGAACAGAGACGGGCGACUCUUUGGAGCGAGACGAGCGACCGAGGAGUGUCACUUUCUGGAGCGUCUGGAGAGCAACAACUACAACACGUACCGCUCCAGGAAGUACCCCACCAUGUACGUGGCACUGAAGCGGACCGGCCAGUACAAGUCCGGAAGCAAAACCGGACCAGGUCAGAAGGCCAUCCUCUUCCUCCCAAUGUCCGCCAAGAGCUAAACCUGGAAGG
Molecule: messenger RNA, 1220 nt
Organism: Syngnathoides biaculeatus (alligator pipefish)
Lineage: Eukaryota; Metazoa; Chordata; Actinopteri; Syngnathiformes; Syngnathidae
Gene: fgf2
Product: fibroblast growth factor 2
Exons: 3
Coding region: 746-1210 (154 amino acids)
Biological process (GO): animal organ morphogenesis; regulation of cell migration; positive regulation of gene expression
Cellular component (GO): cytoplasm
Molecular function (GO): growth factor activity; fibroblast growth factor receptor binding
Source: RefSeq, a predicted model, not a curated record